AUGAAAGUAUUUUUCCAAAGUUAUACGGUAAAAUUUGGGCGGAGUCCCCGCGUUGCGUUAGCGUUUUUUCGCCGUUCUUUUAAUUCCUUCCCCGCCUCGCGUUACGUCCGCUUAACUUUUUCCUUUAACCACUAUUACCAUUUUUACCAUUACAAUCUUUUAAUCCGCCGGCUUAACGCUAUCGUUGCUUUGUAUCUUUAUUGUCGUUUCGUUCCCUUUUCGCUCCUUUCCGUUAUACCAAUUAAUAAUAUAAACGCCCGCGAAAUCCGCGCCGGCACAAUAGCGCGCUAUCCGCUUCGCGCCGUUACUUGCUUUUUAACGUUCCGUACGCUAAUUAAUUAG
This is a messenger RNA of Gaeumannomyces tritici R3-111a-1, 342 nucleotides long. RefSeq lists its product as hypothetical. NCBI's taxonomy places the organism in Eukaryota, Fungi, Ascomycota, Sordariomycetes, Magnaporthales, Magnaporthaceae. The transcript has 2 exons. Bases 1 to 342 code for a protein of 113 amino acids. The record is from RefSeq and is a predicted model, not a curated record.